This is a messenger RNA of Epithele typhae, 336 nucleotides long. RefSeq lists its product as uncharacterized. The transcript is spliced from 6 exons. Gene Ontology annotation, molecular function: peptidyl-prolyl cis-trans isomerase activity. Bases 1 to 336 code for a protein of 111 amino acids. Lineage: Eukaryota; Fungi; Basidiomycota; Agaricomycetes; Polyporales; Epitheliaceae. The record is from RefSeq and is a predicted model, not a curated record.
AUGGGUGUCACUGUCGAGCCUCUCUCUCCUGGCGACGGCCUCCACUUCCCUUCCACGGGUGACAAGGUCACCAUCCACUAUGUCGGCAGGCUCGAGAACGGCACUACGUUCGACUCAAGCAGGGAUCGCGGCUCUCCCUUCGACACGCUGAUUGGUGUGGGCAAGGUCAUCAGGGGCUGGGACGAGGGUGUACCAUUACUGUCCCUGGGCGAGAAGGCGAUCAUCACGGUGACGCCAGACUUCGCGUAUGGCUCGCGGGGAUUCCCACCGGUGAUCCCACCCAAUUCUACCCUCAAGUUCGAGGUCGAGCUGCUGAAGAUCAACGAUAGGGCUUAA